CGAAUUGAAGAAAUUGAGACUUCAGUUUCCAGUGCAGGAAAGGAGCCAUUGACACAUUCGUUCAUCCUUGUGAAAUCUGAAGUUGACUCACAUUACCUGGUACAGGGUAUUUUACUGUAUGUAGCUUUGCAAGAGGACCUAACACGUGUUGGCUUCCAUAAGAAUUAGAUUGACAUUGGCCGACACGUUCUGUGGGAGAGUAUUGCGUUCUAGCUUUGGAUGAGUCAACAACUAAUUUGGAUUAAUUUAAUUCUAGAAAGUUGGCAGCGGCUUCUCGUUUGGACGCGAUCGGAAUUCCAACGGAGUUUCCAAUUAAUUGUGAUAACUUACAAUGAAAAAUUUAUAGCGAGACUUUCGAGGGCAAACGUUUUCCAAGGAUUUUACAAACUUACUAGGGGCGUUAAUAGCAAAUAUACUAUUCAAUACCAUGACAGAGACGGCAUGUCUAUCGAGGGACCUUCUGCGCACGAGGACACGGAAAAUUACAUCGACAGUGAUGAUGACGAUGAUGACGUAGAUUUGGAUUAAAUUGCUGUAGCGUGAA
Molecule: messenger RNA, 544 nt
Organism: Belonocnema kinseyi
Lineage: Eukaryota; Metazoa; Arthropoda; Insecta; Hymenoptera; Cynipidae
Exons: 5
Coding region: 220-528 (102 amino acids)
Source: RefSeq, a predicted model, not a curated record